Molecule: messenger RNA, 1260 nt
Organism: Acaromyces ingoldii
Lineage: Eukaryota; Fungi; Basidiomycota; Exobasidiomycetes; Exobasidiales; Cryptobasidiaceae
Product: RNA-binding domain-containing protein
Exons: 4
Coding region: 119-1204 (361 amino acids)
Biological process (GO): mRNA splicing, via spliceosome
Cellular component (GO): U1 snRNP; U2-type prespliceosome; precatalytic spliceosome
Molecular function (GO): mRNA binding; U1 snRNA binding
Source: RefSeq, a predicted model, not a curated record
ACGACGGACGCUCGUUCCCCACUGCCACUUUUCCUCCUCAUUCUUCGAUCUUCUUCCUCCUUUUUCUUUCUUCUUUUUUCAGAAGCAAGCCGCCCGGUGGCUUGUCUGUUGCCGAGCGAUGACGCACCAACUACCGCCGCAGCUCCUGCGCCUGUUUGCGGCCAGGCCGCCGCUGUCGUAUGUGCCGGCACUGUCGACCGACAAGGACCUCACGGCCCGGCCAGCCAAGACGCACCGGCCACUCGAGGGAGUCGCCGCCUUUCUGGAGCGCGUGCGGCAGGAGGCGGCCGACAAGGGCGAGGCCACCAACGACGUGCCGGACGAGAAUGCAGAGGGCGAGCUGACGUAUGCGGAGCAGACAAAGAGGGACCUGCGGAGGGAGCAGAAGACAAAGGAAAAGGAGGAAAAGAAAAAAAAGGGCUUGGAGAGCUACGAUCCGAAGAGUGACCCAGAGGCGCAAGGCGAUCCAUUCACGACGCUCUUCCUCUCCCGGCUGGACUACUCGACCACUGAAAAGGACCUUGCGCGGGAGUUUGACAUGUACGGCCCCAUUUCGCGCAUCCGCAUCGUCCGCGAUCGCGAGGGCAAAUCGCGGGGCUACGCAUUUGUCGUCUACCAGCACGAGCGCGACAUGCGGGCCGCCUACAAGGAUGCAGAGGGCAUCAAGAUCCACGGUCGGCGGCUCAUGGUCGAUGUCGAGCGGGGCAGGACCGUCAAGGACUGGAAGCCGAUGCGGCUGGGCGGUGGACUAGGUGGGCUCACGCGCAAGAAGAAGGAACCCGUGCAGGAGGCCAUGCCCGCAUUCGGGAUGGGCAUGGGUAUGCGCGGCGGCUUUGGGGGGCGGGGUGGAUUCAGAGGCGGACGAGGUGGCGGUGGAGGAUUUGGAAGAGGAAGAGGCGGCGGAGGAUUCGGUGGGCCACCGCGGGACGGCUUUGGCGGUGGACCGCCCAGAGGCGGCUAUGGUGCCCCACCAGGACCAGGUGGUGGUGCUGGAGGAGGAGGAGGCUACGGACCCCCAAGAGGAGGAGCAGGGCCAGGAGGCUACGGCGGAGGAGCAAGGGGCGGCUUUGGAGGGCCACCUUCUGCUGGUCCACCGGCCGGUUACUCCGGUGGUGGUGGCUAUGGACCUCCUGGGGGCGGAUACGGGUCUGGCGACGGCUACGGUAGAGCAGAUGGGCCGCCGUCAAAGAGAGGCCGUUAUUGAUCCCAUGUACCACUAUUCUUCUCAGUCUUUUCCGCAUUCAAGCAACAAACUACAAU